AUGGCGCUCUCCGUACUGUUCACGUGGUGCACCGAUGCACAUUCGAUAGUGGAAAGUGAAAGCCCGGGAAGCGCCACCGUGGCGGCCCGGUCGGUUCCUGCCGAUGCUGCGGCCACAACGCGGGAAUCGAAAGCCAUGUAUCGCGUCAGCUGUCCGGGGCUGAGCGAGUGCGUACCGCUGGCCGAAUGUCCCGAGCUGUUGCUGGAAGUAUCCCGCCAGUGUUACCGCGGGGACUUUUCGUUGUCGUGCGGCGUCAAUGAGUUCGAACCGCACGUUUGCUGCCCGCGAGUGUCCAACCCACCGUUCAACGACGUCCAAUCGCAGAUCGCCGGCGGCUGUGGCAAGAGCAUCGUCCAAGGCGACUACUACAAUGGGCUCGGUGCGUUCCCGUUCGUGGCACGCAUCGGGUUCAAAAACACCAAAACGGGAGCGUUCAUCUUUCCCUGCUCCGGGUCCAUCAUUGCGCGGCAGAUUGUCCUCACCUCUGCACACUGUGCACUGGCCAAAGCGGACAGCCAUCGGUUGUCGUCCGUGCGAAUCGGAGACUACGAUACACGCACCGAUCCGGAUUGCGGAAGUACCGGGUUCUGUGCGCCGGUGGCGAUCAACCACGCCGUCAGCCAGAUCAUUGUCCAUCCGGACUACAUCGAGGGUCAAUACCACCACGACAUUGCGCUGUUGAUUCUGCGCUCACCCAUCAAUUACACCGUGGCCGCCCAACCGAUAUGCCUGCACGCACGCAAACAAGACCUGACCGUUGGGCGCCGGGUGCAGAUCAUCGGCUGGGGCAAGCUGUCCACCAGCGGAGCAAAGUCACCGGAACUGCAGAGCCUCGAGGUACCGCUCACAUCGUGGGAGAAGUGUGUCCGAGCGUACGCCGCCACCGGUGCCCUCCAGUCGCCGCAAUCGAUCGACGGCGAGUGGAUGUGUGCCGGCGGCGAGGGUCGCGAUGCGUGCCACGGGUUCGGUGGUGCUCCGCUCAUCGUACGCGACCAGGGGCGCUACUCCCAGAUCGGCAUCAUGUCGUUCGGAGCGGAAACGUGCGGUGCGCUCAACAUGCCAAGUGUCUACACCUCGAUGGCCCACUACGCCACGUGGAUCGAGGCCAACUCCCCGAAGACGUUCGUGUGAAGCACUGCGAACACCGCGAUAGUU
Anopheles bellator is the source of this 1155-nucleotide messenger RNA. RefSeq names its product phenoloxidase-activating factor 1-like. The transcript is spliced from 5 exons. The record is from RefSeq and is a predicted model, not a curated record. Gene Ontology annotation, biological process: proteolysis. Gene Ontology annotation, molecular function: serine-type endopeptidase activity. Lineage: Eukaryota; Metazoa; Arthropoda; Insecta; Diptera; Culicidae. Bases 1 to 1131 code for a protein of 376 amino acids.